Mangifera indica (mango) is the source of this 2826-nucleotide messenger RNA. RefSeq names its product OVARIAN TUMOR DOMAIN-containing deubiquitinating enzyme 7. Gene Ontology annotation, molecular function: cysteine-type deubiquitinase activity. The coding region runs from base 1343 to 2389 and encodes 348 amino acids. The record is from RefSeq and is a predicted model, not a curated record. NCBI's taxonomy places the organism in Eukaryota, Viridiplantae, Streptophyta, Magnoliopsida, Sapindales, Anacardiaceae. Gene Ontology annotation, biological process: protein deubiquitination. The transcript is spliced from 10 exons.
GGCUACAAAUAGGAGUGGAUUUGAGUUGAGCUCGAGUUUGGGCUUGCCCGAGUUCUGUUGGGCUCAAGGGAUUCAAGCUUGACGAGUUUUGUAGAGCCAAGCUUAACUUGAUAUGAAGAGUCAAGCUCGAACUCAACUCAAGUUCAGCUCGUUACUUUGCAAAAUUAACUAUAUUCAUUUAAUUUAAACUUAUUUAUGUUUUCUAAUAAAAGAAAACAUGACAAAGGUUAAAGUGUGAUGAGAAAUGAAAAGAUAAAACUAUAGAUGAUGGGUAGAGCGUGUGAUUGGAAAGAUACAUUUUCAAUUACCCACAUUACCCACUAUAAAUAAGUACUUAACCCAAUUCUAGUGUCCCACAUUGGGUAGGAGGUAUAUUAAUCACUUACUCCACUCAUUAUAAAUAAUCUUUAUCUUUUCAUUUCUCUUAGUUAGGGCUGGAUUCGAAGUGAACUUGUUCAGACUCGAAAUAAGCUUUGUUUGAAUGAGCCCAAACACGUACAUGAGAUAAUGAGCCCGAGCUUGAAUAUGAGCUUGGGAGUACGAAUGAAAACCAGCUCGAGCCCAAACCCAAACAAGUGCCUUGUUCGGCUCACACGGCUUACAAACCGAGCAUGACUCGGUUUUAUUAAUAAAUAAACUCUAAAACGACGUUAUACGGCCAAGUCUGAGUUGCGAGCCCAAACCCAAACUAAGUGCGAGUCGAUCACAAACAUUAAAAUCAUGAAGCGAGUUGAACACAAACACGUGUUCAACGAACUUGGCAACGCCAAGCUCAACUCAGGAAAAUGAGCCAAGCCUUAUUUGAGCUUGGCUCAACUCAUAUCCAGCCCUACUUUCAGCAUAUAAACUUCAAAUCAUGUUUUCUUUUAUUAGAAAACAUAAAUUUGAAAAAAAAGAUUAAAAAAUAAUUUUUUACAAUUAAAAAAAAAAUUUAAAACCAUGGCUUGAGCCAUGGUAGCUCAUUUCAACCUUGAUUAAGUUGAGCUGACAAUCAAGCACGAGCCAAGUCUGCUCGAAUCCAUUCCUAGCUACAAAGGAAGAAAAUGUCAAUGAUAUAAGUUGCUCUUAUUUUUAAGAAGAAACCUUGCAACCUUUUUCGUUUGUGUUGCUUGUUUGAAAUUAAUUUUUGGUUGUUAUACAAUUGCAUUUAAUGCCAAAAACUUAGGUUUUAUUUAUCAAAUAUAUGGUGAAUGCAAUUUUAUUAUGAAUAUUAUGGGAAAAUGGUCAAUAAUUAAUGACUGGAAUGAAAUGGAAGACUAGUAAACUGGGAAUUCAACUGGUUUGAUAUAGUGCCCAUUUAGAGGCUUAAUUCUGAACUGCAAUAAUCUUUGUGUUCUAAUCAAUGUAUGAGUUCCUAGAAACAAGUGCAGAAACUACUGGUCAAGUAAACACACACAUGAACUGCCUAUGCUCUGAAAAAGAAGUGCAAAAUCUCUACGACUCUAGUAGUCAUAGCUUCAAUCAACAGGAGAAUCGUGAAACAUUUGAGCCCUUUAUUGAGGAUGAUGUCCCCUUUGAUGAGUAUUGCCAAUCCAUGGAUGAAGAUGGCACAUGGGCCGGACAUAUGGAAUUACAGGCAGCCUCUCUCGUUACACAUUGUAAUAUAUGCAUUCACCGGCACAUGUCACCUCGUUGGUACAUUCGGAAUUUUGAUUCUGAUGGAGCUCGUAUGGUCCAUUUAUCAUAUCAUGAUGGAGAACAUUACAAUAGUGUGCGAUUGAAGGAAGACCCUUGCAAUGGCUCAGCUAGGCCAAUCAAAAUUAAGGUUGAUGCUGAUCUUUCAGCUGCAUCACAUCAAGCAAAAACUGCAGCCAACAAAUCUGAAGGGGGAACCGUUCCCACUGUUAUCAAUGCUGGAUCUAUCAAAGUGGUUAUGGCAGGAACUGGUUGUGAAAAUGCUGAAAGAGUUGAACAGGCUUUACUGGAAGUAGGUGGGGAUACUGAUGCUGCAAUAGAGUUUCUGAUUGCAGAACAAGGAGGGGACAACUACCCUGUUGAAAACAAUUUACUACCUUGUCAUGCGGAUAUUUCUCAUGGUGACAAUGAAAAUGGAAACAGUAAGCAACUUGAAGUAGAACCUGUAAAGAAGACCUGUGAACAGGAUCUGUCUAGUAAUAGUCUUAAACGAGCCCAUGAGGAUGUCAGAUCCCAACCUGAUGACAAGAAGAUCCCUAGGAACAAGGUCUGCCCCUGUGGAUCAAAGAAGAAAUACAAGGCUUGUUGUGGAUCAGCUACAGGAAGAUCUACUAAGUUUGUUGUUAACCAAACCACUGACUUUAGAAAGAGUCGAAAGGAAAGGAAGCAAGGCAAGAGCGGAGGACCUUCAAAAUCCACAUCAUCCAUUGGAUCUGAUGGAGGACCACCUGACAUGGGUGCACUUUGUAUAUGAUUAUUUAAUCGUCUUAUGUGCUUCUAAUAGAAUGUUUAGACCCACCUCUUUUUGUGAUAUACAACAGUCGGAGAUGAAUGAACCCACCUCUUUUUGUGAUGUACAACAGUUGGAGAUGAAUGAUUUUCGUGCAACCAUGGCGAAACUUGACAUGGGUUGUUUUGAGAUUUGUCACAUACACGUUCCCCAGUGGGAAAUUGAAAAUAUACACUCGAAAGAAGGUAGAUAGGAAGAAAAAAGGAAACUGUUAGAAAAUUUACGAUCAUAUCAUACCAGAUGUUUAUGUUACGGAGUGCAGCUGACUUAGGCCUUUUUAGACAGCCGACAUUUCUCACAAUGGGCAAAAUGUCGUUACUUGUGGCUGUCUUGCCAAGCAACUGACUGAAAUUAUUGAAUUCACUCAUUUCAAAAAAUUAGUUAAUGUCUUUCUAAAGGUA